Messenger RNA from Electrophorus electricus (electric eel), 3781 nucleotides. It is a transcript of the gene tacr3a, whose product is annotated as tachykinin receptor 3a. Gene Ontology annotation, cellular component: plasma membrane; sperm midpiece. NCBI's taxonomy places the organism in Eukaryota, Metazoa, Chordata, Actinopteri, Gymnotiformes, Gymnotidae. Gene Ontology annotation, molecular function: tachykinin receptor activity. The record is from RefSeq and is a predicted model, not a curated record. Gene Ontology annotation, biological process: positive regulation of flagellated sperm motility; G protein-coupled receptor signaling pathway.
AUGGCGCAGCCGCAAAACGGAUCUAAUCUCACUGGGAACUUUACGAACCAGUUUGUCCAGCCGCCUUGGCGUGUCGCACUCUGGUCUGUUGCCUACAGCUCCAUCUUGGCGGUCGCGGUCUUCGGUAAUUUGAUCGUAAUGUGGAUCAUUCUGGCGCACAAGCGAAUGCGCACCGUGACCAAUUACUUCUUACUCAAUUUGGCAUUUUCGGACGCGUCCAUGGCCGCCUUCAAUACUUUGAUUAAUUUUGUUUAUGCGACGCACGGCGACUGGUACUUUGGGGAAUCAUACUGCAAAUUUCACAACUUUUUCCCCGUGACUUCUGUGUUUGCAAGCAUUUAUUCCAUGACUGCGAUCGCUGUCGACAGGUACAUGGCCAUUAUUCACCCACUGAAGCCUCAUUUAUCAGCUACGGCUACUAAAGUGGUCAUCGUGUGUAUCUGGGUGCUGGCUGUGGCGCUCGCCUUCCCACUCUGCUUGUUCUCUACCAUUAAAAAGUUACCCAAGAGGACGCUAUGCUUUGUGGCGUGGCCUCAACCCAGCGAGGACCCAUUCGUGUAUCAUAUCAUAGUGAUGGUGUUGGUCUACAUGCUGCCCCUAGUGGUGAUGGGCAUCACCUACACCAUUGUGGGUGUGACGCUGUGGGGCGGGGAGAUCCCGGGAGACUCAUCAGACAACUAUCACGGGCAGCUACGAGCCAAGAGGAAGGUGGUGAAGAUGAUGAUUAUUGUGGUCGUGACCUUUGCCAUCUGCUGGUUGCCUUAUCAUGUCUACUUCCUGACCACGGGUCUAAACAAGCAACUGGUUAAGAGGAAGUCCAUCCAGCAAGUUUACCUCUCAGUCAUGUGGUUGGCCAUGAGCUCAACCAUGUAUAAUCCCAUCAUCUACUGCUGCCUCAACAGCAGGUUUCGGGCAGGCUUCAAGCGGGCGUUCCGCUGGUGCCCCUUCGUGCGCUUGUCAAGCUACGAGGAGCUAGAACUGAGGGCCACCCGCCUGCACGUGACUCACCAGGGCAGCAUGUACACGCUGUCCCGUGUAGAGACCACCGUUGUGGCCAUGGGUGACCAGAGCGAGCCGCCGACCGACCCGACCCGAAAAAGCCUUGUGGGCCACCCCAAUCACAAUGGAUGCCCUCAUAACACCAAGAGCAGAGCAGGCACCUACAUGCCCAGUGACGCUCAAGAGGAAUUCUGCUAAAGGACCGCGGGACGUCCACAGGGAUGGUACCCUCAGCAACAAUGCUGUGUUCGGGUGGACAAAUAGGGGACAUUGUGCUUCUUUUCCAUUUCAGUGUACACCUUCAUCAAGCUUCUAUAAAAGACAGAGAUGAAGGUUAUCUGUUGCAUCUGGUGAGUAUGGACACUCAGGCCAAAAAGGAACUAUAGCUGGUCUGUGUCAUUUCAUGAUUAAAAUGCAUUGGAUCUGUGAAAGCAUGGUGAAAAAAUGUAAAUGUUUCUGUACUGCAUGAGUAAUCUUUUCCCCAGCAAGGAUCUACAGCUCUGUAAAAAAUAAUUUUUGGGCCAGACAGAUAAGGUUUAGCAGCCUAAUGGACUAAAUAUUCAAUGAAAAAUCUCUGAAUUCAAUAUCCAGAUUUUUUUUUUUUAAUUGAAAUGAAACAAAAUCCAUCAUUCGCCAUUGUUUUGGUUAAAAUACCUGGUUGAGAAUGUUUUAACAGGAGCUACAUCAUUUCUUGUAGCCGUAACACUCUAAUUCCCACCUUCAUAAUAGGCUUUCGUGAUAAAUGGUCGUCUGCGGUUCAGUCCGUCUUCUCUAGAGAUAACUGUGCAGUAAUUACUUCACAAGGACUGCAGAGUGUAUUGAAUAUAAUCCCCACUAUUAAGUCUCUGAGGACACUUGAGGUUUGUGUACUUGUGGAAGGCAUAGGUUUAUGAAGACUCUGUAAAAGCUUCCAAGUGCUGCUCAACAGCACCGUGCAUUGAAAGUUUCAAAAUGGAACUUUGAAUUAUUGGCUAAAAUGAAGACUAAAAUGUGCCCAAGUGGGACUCCCCCCCCAUAAGCAUGAAAGAGACCAUCCAGUGGCGCUCCAGCUCAGCGUUCCUGUCGCAGUAGAGAAAAAGGAAAACGGUACGUCCCAGAGCAUGGUGAGGGCUGAGGUUAGUUCUUCUCUUCUACUAUUUCAGUCACCCGUGUUUAAUACUGUGCCGUUUUGAAUGAUUUCAAACGACAGCUUAAUAUCACGAUACUCCUUGUUUGUUUUUCAGUAAAACGAUUAAUAUAGAGUUCUGAUUUUGCUAGCUUGUCACAUAUUACACAGAGUGCAGUCCCUCUGGCUCUCACCUUGAGAUUACUCAUAAUGCAAUAGUGUCAGUUGUGAUUAGGAAUACAUCCCUGUUGGCAUGCCCACACACAUGCCUGUGCAUAUACACACACACACACACACACACACACAGAGCUCCAUACUGCACACAAUUCUUGCAUUUUAAAAGACAAUAGCUGUGUUUCUUUACCUAUGUGAAAUGGCCCUAGCAUUUACAGUUACGUGUUGUGGUAAACACAGCUGGGAGUCAUAACUGUGAGCAGGGGGAUGAGGACUGUCCCCUCAUAGCCUAAGAUAUUGAUUAGUGAAGCCUGAGGAGAUUAGCCCCAUGCCUGGACUCUGAACUCCAGUCUAGAGAAAAGAAAUAUGUCUGGGAGCCAUGAAGAUUUCUCAUUCAAGUGUGCAGCAAAGUCAAGUGUGAUGGAUUUCUUCCAGAUAAGUGACAUCCACCUGUGGCCUCCACAGAUAACACACAUAUACUAUAUAUAUUCAAGAUUGUAGUAAAAGUAUAGCAUUUCCAGAGAAAACAUUUCUGACAGAGGUCCUUCAUCAGCUGUGCAAGCAAAGUGCUUCAAAGUGCAAGCAAAGUGGGAAGUGGAAGCACUUUGCUGGCACAGCUGAUGAAGGAUCUCUGUCUGAAACAUUCUGUUCCUCUGGAAACUGUACUGGAAACUGUAGUCACUCACCUAGAAUCUUCUGCUAUAUAUGAAUGAUAACCUAAAAAUACUUUACAGUAAAUGUGUAUAAAUGUUUAAAUAACUGCCGUCCAUUUUAAAGAGGUUUGUUAAUAUUAUAUAGUACAGUAUAGAGAUCAGUUUUUAUUGUUUGCAUGAAAGCAUGUGAAAACAUUGAAAAAUGAAACAUGAAUGCAUCAUCUAGAUUAGUUAUUAGUUAAAUGUAGUAGACUGCCAAUCCUGAUAGUUGAACAGUUUAGCAGGUAAUUCCUUUAAAUCCUUUGCAUUUUAAAAAGAGUUGCAUGGCUUAAGUAAUAGCUUCCUUAUCAGCAUGCAGAAUGCAACAAAAUUUGCUCCAUUACUUAUCAACUGGUUAAAAUCAGUGAGCUAUUAUUUCUGUACUAUUUCUGAAUUAGUUUCAUCUAGAGGUACUAUAUACAAUCAGUGUACUGCAUUUUGCUUCUUCCACUGAAAACAUUUACAUUUCUUAGUGCUUGCUGCUUGAAAAGUGCUACUAACGCUUAAAACGUUUGGAUGUUUGACUGUAAUCCUAAUAAGCUAUCAAUGCCUUUACAAGACUGGCUGUAAUUCUUUUUUGACUGGUUUGUAAAGGGUAACAUUGAUUUAAUGGUUAAUCUUGUUCACUCGUUUUUGUUAGGUUUUUUGGGGACAAGCUUGCCUUUUUGUGUUCUGUAAAUAUGACCACAAAGACAAAUACAGACAUGUUCCGACAUUGUGAAAGUAUUAACCGUGAUUGUAUCUAUUCCGUGAUUACAGCUAUUCAGGGCAUGUGUAUAGGCUCAUGUGCAAUAAAUCUGUCAGAAGUUAC